Messenger RNA from [Torrubiella] hemipterigena, 1533 nucleotides. The record is from the annotation of a GenBank genome assembly. Lineage: Eukaryota; Fungi; Ascomycota; Sordariomycetes; Hypocreales; Clavicipitaceae.
AUGGGAGGCACGACCUAUAGCAAUUCGCCCGAGUUCGGUUGGGUGGUACAGAAGUUUGGCGGAACGAGUGUGGGAAAGUUUGCGGGCAAGAUUGCCAGUGAUAUUGUCAAGGCAAGCUUGUCACGAAACAGAGUUGUCGUUGUGUGCUCAGCGAGGAGCACCGGCAAAAAAGCCGAGGGAACGACGAGCCGUCUCCUUGGCGUGUAUACUAAAUUAAAGGCCGUCGUGGCCAUUACAAAUUCCGAAUCAGAACAGGCCCAGCUUAUCGACGAGUCCAAGGGUCUUGUUAGCGACAUUUGCAAAGACCAUGUCGCCGCCGCGCAAGCAUCCGUCCAGGACCCUGCGCUGCGCGAGGCCCUCAUCAAGAGCAUCGAGUCGGAGUGCCAGGAGCUCUGCGACUAUGUCGUAGCCACGAAACGCUUCAACCUCGAGGUGAAUGCACGCUCAAAAGACCGCGUCAUUAGCUUUGGCGAGAAAUUGAGCUGUCUCUUUAUGACAGCCUUGCUGCAAGACUCGGGAGUUGCCGCCGAAUAUGUCGACUUUUGCGAUGCCAUCCAUGCCGACGGCCACGACUCGCUGGGUCCCGAGUUCUACAACACAGCCAUUGCAACAUUCACCAAGAAGCUCAACGCAUGCGGAGACCGGGUGCCUGUCGUCACAGGAUUCUUUGGCAAUGUGCCUGGUAGCUUGAUUGACGGCGACGUGGGCCGUGGAUACACAGACCUGUGCGCUGCGCUAUGUGCUGUCGGGCUCAAGGCCGAGGAGCUGCAGAUCUGGAAGGAAGUCGACGGCAUCUUCACGGCCGACCCGUCCAAGGUGCCCACGGCACGGCUACUGUCUUCAAUUACGCCCGCUGAGGCUGCUGAAUUGACGUUUUACGGCUCCGAGGUCAUUCACCAUAUGACCAUGGACCAGGUUAUCCGCGCCCAACCGCCCAUCCCGAUACGCAUCAAGAACGUCAAGAACCCGCGCGGCAUGGGCACCAUUGUCAUCCCCGAUCCUGUACUAGCAGCGUCGCAUCUGAUUCACCGGUCGCGCGGCUCUGCCUCUGACAUUGCCAAGAUGCCCAAGAGGCCCACCGCCGUCACGAUCAAGGACAACAUCAGCGUCAUUAACGUGCACUCCAACAAGCGAUCCAUCUCGCAUGGCUUCUUUGCGCGUGUCUUCUCCAUCCUCGACCAGCACUCGAUAUCAGUGGAUCUGAUUUCCACAUCAGAGGUCCAUGUCUCGCUAGCCAUCCACUCUGCCAGCACGCGGGUCGAGGCCUUUGCUAGCACCAAGAAGUGCCUUGAGGAAUGCGGCGACGUGAGCGUCCUCUCCGAUAUGGCUAUUCUUAGCUUGGUCGGUGCCGACAUGAAGAACAUGGUUGGUGUUGCAGGCCGCAUGUUUUCUACGCUGGGAGAGCACAAUGUCAAUUUGGAAAUGAUUUCACAGGGUGCGAGCGAAAUCAAUAUUUCUUGCGUCAUCGACUCCAAAGACGCGAGCAGAGCAAUGAAUGUUCUACACACACAUCUCUUCACGUUCCUCGACUAG